This is a messenger RNA of Lolium rigidum, 2907 nucleotides long. RefSeq names its product histone-lysine N-methyltransferase, H3 lysine-9 specific SUVH1-like. The record is from RefSeq and is a predicted model, not a curated record. Gene Ontology annotation, cellular component: nucleus. Bases 134 to 2542 code for a protein of 802 amino acids. NCBI's taxonomy places the organism in Eukaryota, Viridiplantae, Streptophyta, Magnoliopsida, Poales, Poaceae. The transcript is spliced from 3 exons. Gene Ontology annotation, molecular function: histone methyltransferase activity; protein binding; zinc ion binding.
CCCAAAUUCCCCCUCCUAUCAAGUUUAGAACAGCUCUGCCCGCCUCCCGCCGCCCAUGGAUUCCCCCGCCUCGUAGAAUCUGCACGCCAAAGCCCCGGAUUCUCGCCAAGGGGUCCAGCUGCGACGGGCCGCGAUGAGCCGGCCAUCGAGUUUCGUGCCGACGCCUGACCAGGAUGUGCUGGACAUCAAGCCCCUGCGGACCCUGUCUCCGAUGUUCCCGGCUCCGCUGGGGCUCAACACCUUCAACCAGCCGUCCAGCCCUGGCACCCCGCCCUUGGUGUUUGUCACUACAGCUGGGCAGUUUCCUGGGCUCAGGUCGUUCUCUGCUUUCGGUGCGCAGGAUGCUGCUGGACGGCGGCCUGCUUCGUGCAAUGGUCAGACUACAGGUUAUGGUGGCCAGCCUGCUGGUAGUGGAGGUCAGGCUGCAGGGUUUGGUGGUCAGCCUGCUGGUAAUGGAGGCCAGGCUACAGGGUUUGGUGGUCAGUUUGCUGGGAAUGGAGGCCAUGCUGCAGGUUUUGGUGGUCAGUCUGCUGGUGAUGGAGGCAGGACUGCUGCCAAUGGGGCUUCAAAUGCAGGCGCCAGUGCUGACAUGCCAAUUGACGCCAUCCCUAUCUCAGCCUACAAGUCGACACCGCCAGCUUCUGCUUUCGGUUGCCGGUCUGCUGAUAACGGAGGCCACACUGCUGCAGAUGGAACUUCAAAUGCAAGCGGCAGUGCUGACGCGCCAAUUUUCGCCACCCCUCUUGCAGCUUACAAGCCUAAGACGCCAAAUGUCAUACAACUGGAUGACGACGACGAUGAUGAUGAUUACGCUGUCAACCAGACAUCAGCAUCUGGGCGAGCAAUCAAGAGGCCAUCCCGCCUAAGUGGAUAUAGGACGAGUGGUGGUUUGGGCAGUGACAGCAAUAGUGGAGUGAAGAACAAGCGACACAAGUCCUCUAACAGGAUGGCUGGUACUGACCAUGAGUUUACCUUGGAGCCCCAUUCGUCCAGCGAUCCCAGGGAGGUUGUGGAGGAGGUUCUCAUGACCUUCGAGGCACUGCGGCGUAGGCAUCUUCAGUUGGAUGAGGCGCAAGAGACUGGCAAACGUGCAGACCUUAAGGCUUCUGCCAUCAUGAAUGCCAAAAAUCUAAGGGCUAACGCCGGGAGGAGGAUCGGAGUUGUCCCUGGAGUUGAGAUAGGGGAUAUUUUCUACUUCAGGAUGGAGCUAAGCAUUAUUGGGUUGCAUGCUCCUAGCAUGGCUGGGAUUGAUUAUAUGACUGCCACGUUUGGUGAUAGGGAUGAUGAUUCUGUGGCAAUAUGUAUUGUCGCUGCAGGUGUUUAUGAGAAUGAUGAUGAUGCCACAGACACGCUAGUCUACAGCGGUUCAGGAGGUAAUAACAGGAACAAUGAGGAUAUGCAUGACCAGAAGCUUGAGAGAGGUAACCUUGCCCUUGAGAGGAGCCUGUCGAGAAAGAACGUGAUCCGGGUUGUACGGGGAUAUAAAGAUCCAGGUUGCUUGGCUGGGAAGGUUUAUAUGUAUGAUGGCCUCUAUAAGAUUCAUGAGUCCUGGAAGGAGAGAACAAGAGCUGGGAUCAAUUGCUUCAAGUACAAGCUGGUGCGGGAACCGGGACAGCCUGAGGGAUUUGCAAUCUGGAAGAUGUCGCGAAAAUGGGUAGCGAAUCCAGACACUAGAGACAAUGUUCUACACCCUGAUCUAUCAUCUGGUGCUGAGUAUCUCCCGGUGUGUCUUGUCAAUGAUGUUAACAGUGAGAAAGGACCGGGCCUUUUCACCUAUAUUUCUGAGGUCAAAUACCUGAAGCCACUAAGUUCUCUGAAACCAUUACAGGGUUGUAGAUGCGUUAGUGCUUGUCUGCCUACUGAUUCCACUUGUGGCUGUGCGCAGUGUAAUGGAGGUAACUUACCAUAUAGUUCAACUGGGUUGCUUGUAUGCCGCAAACCUAUGAUAUAUGAAUGUGGUGAAUCUUGCCUGUGUUCAGUUAACUGCCGUAACAGGGUGACCCAGAAGGGGGCUAAGAUUCACUUUGAGGUCUUCAGGACAGAGAAUCGAGGCUGGGGUCUUCGUUCAUGGGAUCCUAUACGGGCUGGCUCAUUCAUUUGCGAGUAUGUUGGUGAGGUUAUUGAUGAUGAGAAAUUCAGUCUGGAUGACAGCGAAGAUGAUUACCUUUUUCAGACUGUGUGCCCUGGUCGGAAGACAUUGAAAUGGAAUUAUGGGCCUGAACUGAUAGGGGAGCAAAGCACAAACGUUUCACCUGAUACUUUCGAGCCACUGCCAAUUAAGAUAAGUGCAAAGAAGAUGGGGAACAUCUCACGUUUCAUGAACCAUAGCUGUGCCCCUAACGCCUUCUGGCAGCCAGUUCAAUUUGACCAUGGAGAUGAUGGUCACCCACACAUCAUGUUCUUUGCGCUCAAGCAUAUCCCUCCCAUGACAGAGCUGACCUAUGACUACGGUGAGAUUGGAGCUGAUUCUAGUGGUAUAGGUUCUCCUAGAGCCAAGAGCUGCCUCUGUGGAUCCUCAAAUUGCCGGGGCUACUUUUGCUGAUUAUGGAAGAUGUGAAUUCUGUUUCUCAACAUGCCAAUCUAUUUUCUAGAUAAUUUUUUGGCCGUUCUGGUGGUACCUGGAAGAAGGGAAGUGUGCUCAAGUCUGAAGGAGGUAGGAGCGUCUCAAGUGGCUCGCCUCAUGACUUGGCCGUAGUGGAAGUAUGUAGUAGAUUAUUGUCAAACUCCGCAAACUGCAAUGCCCGUUGUGACACAGGCAUGUUCUGAGUUCUGACCGUAGGCCUUGUGAGGUCAAUUUUGGUACUAGGUUAAGUUGAACUAAGCUCUUUGCGCGCAACUGUGAAUUCAAGCGCGUAAAGUGAAACUACCGACUAUAUCCAGAUUAAUAGGUUGGCAUAUUGUUCAGAA